Paramecium pentaurelia is the source of this 1620-nucleotide messenger RNA. The record is from the annotation of a GenBank genome assembly. Lineage: Eukaryota; Ciliophora; Oligohymenophorea; Peniculida; Parameciidae.
AUGUUUGCCAAAAUUGCCUAACAUUUUAAAUCAUUGACCAUGAAAAGUUAAAUCAUUUUAUUUAAUGUGAUUACUCUUGUUAUUGUACUUUCAAUAGUUUGGAUUAAUUACUAUGUCUAAACAGAAAUAUUUUCAGCAAUUUCAUCAAGCUCAUUAAUUCAGAUACUUUAAGUAUAAGAUUAAGAUUAGAUUGGCUUUAUAGCUUAAAAUGUUGCAAUAAUUAUAGAAUUAAAAUUUAUAACAGGUAUUAAUUUAGCUUAAUUCAUAUUAGUUCUCUAAUAAAUAGAACAAAUAAAGCAAUUUUAUAAUUUUUUUGAUAUUGAGAAGGAAAAUAUAGUAAAUAAUUAUAAAAUGAAUCCUUGCAUAUCUAUGAAAAAUUUUAUUUAGGUUAAGAAGGAGUUCUAGACCCCGAAAUUUUGUUAUUAAGCUAUUGGAGUUCCUGAUUAUAUUUCUAUACCAUAAGAUGAAAAAGAAGUUCUCCUUCUUCACGAAUUUAUUUCAUUUCUAAAUCACUAUAGCUUAGUUAUUAAUGUUCCAUUUACUGGAAAACUUCAAAUAGCAUCAAUUUCUUAAACAAAAUAUUUUGCUUAAUUCCCUUCAGGCUUAUUAUUUCCUUCUUACGAUAUCACAUAAAGAUUUUGGUAAACAGUUAAUAUUUAUUUGAAGGUAUUAAAAUCAUUUACUUAAAACAGAAGCUGAUUCAAAUACAGGUUUUGUUUUUUCACCUCUUAAUGAAGCCUUUGCUUCUCAAACUAAAGAAAUGUCAAUAACAAAUUCAAUAUAUAAGAAAGAUUAAAUGAUAGGAAUAAUUAAAGAGGGAUUAUUAGUAAAUAACUAAUUGAUACCUGCUGUUCCAUAUAAUGUUUUAUUAUUAGAUUAAGAGGGUUUAGUAGUAUAUUUUAACAUAGAGAAAUUGAUAAAUAAAACGGAUUAUUUUUAUAUAUAUGAUGAAAAUAUUACUGGUUUUAAUAAAACUGAUUGGGAAGAAAUGAUUUAAUUUUCAAAUUAAAGGGAAAGAGUAAUAUUGGUUUUAGAGAAUAAACUAUAGAAAGAGAAAGUAAAUAUUUAUUCUCUAGAAGUCUUAAAGAAUAAUUUCACUUUAAUUGUGUAAUUAUUAUUAUUUAUAAAAGAUAUACUAAUAUCACUACUAAAAUAGAUUCUCAGAAUAAAUCAGAAGCAAUAAGGGAGAAAUCUUUCUUUAAUUUUACAAUCUCACUUUUUGUCUAAAUUAUGUUAGGAUUUAUAGCUCUAAUUGUUUAGAUUAUAGUUAUAUUAGUUGUUUUUAGGCCUUUAAAAUAAUUUAAUUCAAUUAUUAAACAAUAUACAUUAUCUUAGGGGAAUAACAUUAAUAGUGAAAUAUUUAAAAUGAUAAAUAAAAAACCUUAAGAGUCAGAUGCUCUGUCUACUUUAUAAAAUAAAAUAUUAAGUUUUUCUUAAAUCUUAUCUGAAAGCUAAGGAAGAAAAUGUGAAAUGUGUAAAAUUUGGGAAGCCUUUUCGUACAAUUUAAAUGAUCCUGAAUUUGAUUUUGAUUUGUUUAAAAAUUAAUUUAAGUAUUUAGAAAAUGGAAAGCAAGAAUUGAAUAAAAAGAUGUUGAAAAUAAUAAAAUAAGGAAUUAAUUGA